Molecule: messenger RNA, 1491 nt
Organism: Brettanomyces bruxellensis
Lineage: Eukaryota; Fungi; Ascomycota; Pichiomycetes; Pichiales; Pichiaceae
Exons: 1
Coding region: 1-1491 (496 amino acids)
Biological process (GO): DNA replication initiation; DNA replication
Cellular component (GO): nuclear origin of replication recognition complex; nucleus
Molecular function (GO): DNA replication origin binding
Source: RefSeq, a predicted model, not a curated record
AUGCCUGGAAUUGGAGAGAAUGAGAUAUGGAAUUUGAAUCCGUACAAAAAUCACGAACUUGGAGUACUUUCCACGUUUAUCGUUCCGGAUACAAACAUAUGUGCUCCCGGUAUCAUAGUAGAGGGGCCAGAAUCAUCUGGAAAGACAUUCACAGUUAUCAAAUACGCAAAUUAUCUUCGGAAGAAAUUUGAUGUGAAGUGGAUGCAAAUAAAAUGUGAUUAUUGCAUGACUAGACGCCGGGUUUUGAGGAAAGUUCUUGAAUUCAUGGAAGAGAUUCUUGAAGUUGAUCCUGAUUAUACGGAAUACAGGAGGCGUAUACAUAGCAGUCGGCAGAUGAGUCACUGUGAGAAUCUUUCGAAUUUUACAUACGUGUUAAAGCACACAUUUGGAUCGGCCUUGGAGAAUAAGGUAAAAGAAGUUCGAUCUCAAACAGUACUUUUUGUGCUAGAUCGUGUGGAUAGAAUGCUUAUCAGCGAGCAAAUAGGAGAGCUGUGUGGUGCAUUAACGCGGUUACAUGAGCAGGAUGAUCUUUUUCAGGGCAUAUGCUUUGUCUUUGUGGUAAAUCGGGCUGAUUACUUGAAUCUUUCGACCAUGUCGAUUCCAACUAUUCAAUUCACAGGUUACACUAUAGAGCAGAUAAACAACAUAAUAGGAAAAAAAUUUGUAAGUGAUGAAUGGCUUGAGGCAGUGUACAGAGAUUUAGAUAGUGCGAAGAUCAGCAAGAAACAGCUUCAGAUUUUUAUCAGGAGUUUUGUGGAGUAUAUCGUGAAGACUUACGGCUCGUAUUUUGGCCAUAAUAUUGACAUGAUCAUUCCUGCACUCCGGAGACUUUGGCCAGCAUUUUAUGAGCCAAUUAAGGCAAGAGGAUCGAUUAAACCGCGAGUGAAUGAUGUUUUAACCACGUUCAUGCGUAAAAGAAGGCUUCUACAGACAGAAUACGGACUAGUGACGAAAAUAGCAGAUGAGAAUGGCAUUAAAGUGGGAGAUAAGUUCAUUUCAAGAGAGCUUCAAAGCCCCACGAAAGCUAAUGAGAAUAAUAAAACGCGAUAUGACUUGCCAUUGCGCACGAAGUAUAUCGUUGUUGCAUCAUUUUUAGCAUCUUUUACCGACCCCAAGUAUGAUAUGGUGAAUUUUUCGAAAAACAGAGAGCUCAGAUCGAACAGAAGGGUGCGAUACAAGCGUCGCAAGACAAACACUUCAAAUGAAACUAUGGGUACCAAGCUCAUGUCUCCAAAGCCAUUUUCAUUGGAGAGAAUGCUGGCAAUUUUGCGAUCUGUGGCAACAGAAUUUGAUGUGGGACAGGUGCUGGCAGAUGAUGUACAACUUCAAAACGAUAUAUCGACGUUGACCUCAUUGAAAAUGCUUAUUAAGAUGGGUGCACAUGACACGAUUGGGGGAGCAACCAAGUGGAGAACAAAUAUGGAAUGGAGUGCAGUUCGACAAAUAGCAAACGAUGUUGGAUUCAAGAUUGAAAAUUACCUGCAAUAUUAG